Messenger RNA from Diaporthe batatas, 1743 nucleotides. RefSeq lists its product as uncharacterized. The transcript is spliced from 5 exons. Lineage: Eukaryota; Fungi; Ascomycota; Sordariomycetes; Diaporthales; Diaporthaceae. The record is from RefSeq and is a predicted model, not a curated record. Bases 1 to 1743 code for a protein of 580 amino acids.
AUGAAUGGUCACGCGCAUACGAACGGCAACGGGGUGCACCCGGUGUACGCCGUCGUCGACCAGCCCCUGGGCACGUCGAAACCCAUCCGGAUUGUGUGCAUCGGCGCCGGCGUCAGCGGCAUCAACCUUCUUCGUACUCUUCGACUCAACCUCACAGACUACGAGGCCCAGAUAUACGAGAAGAACGAGAACGUUGGCGGCACUUGGUUCGAGAACCGCUACCCCGGCUGCAGAUGUGACAUCCCGAGUCACAAUUACCAGUACUCAUGGCGGCCGAACAAGCAGUGGAGCAACUUCUUCGCUCCAGCGAGGGAGAUCGGCGACUACCUGUGUCAGGUCUGCAAAGAGGAAAACAUGAUGCCUUCCAUCAAGUUGCAACACAGAGUCAACUCGGCACGUUGGGAAGAGACCAGGGGUGUUUGGCUUCUGAGGGUUUCGGACCUGCAGACUGGUGUCGAGUUCGAUGAUGAAGCAAACUUCUUGAUCAAUGCCUCUGGCAUUCUGAACAACUGGAAGUGGCCCGAUGUAGAGGGCCUCCAUGAUUUCAAGGGGGAUUUGGUACACACUGCGUCGUGGCCGGAAGAGUACGACCUGACCGGCAAGACCAUCGCAGUGAUAGGCAACGGCGCGUCCGGAAUUCAAUUGCUUCCAGCAAUUCAACCAGAUGUCAAGAAGCUGUAUCAUAUCGUCCGUACACCAACUUGGAUCCCACCACCAUGGCGACAAGCGCAGGCUAUGAUGGGCGGCGGCCAGAUGCUGAAGGAGAUAGAUCUUGACGCCAAAGAGAACUUCACCCCUGAACAAAUCAUGAGAUUCGAGGACGAUUCAGACUUCUACAAACGUUUCGUAAAGAGCAUCGAGAAAGAUACGAGCGGGAACUUUAGACUGGUCGUCAAAGACGGUCCCAUACAAGCAUUUGCCAGCGCCAAAAUCAAGGAGUACAUGACAAUGGUGCUGAGAGGAGACGAAAAACUGUGCAAGGCGCUCAUACCAGACUUCCCUGUCGGCACGAGACGGAUGACGCCUGCACCUGGCUACCUCGAGGCGCUGCAAAGGGAGAACGUGGAGGUUGUGUCGGGUGACAUAAGGAGAUUCGUGGCUGACGGGAUCGAGAUGAAUUCGGGAGAAGUUCUGAAGGUCGACGCGAUCAUCUGCGCCACAGGCUUCGACAUCUCGUUCCGGCCGCGAUUCCCCUUGGUGGGCCGCGAGGGUAACCUCCAGGAUACAUGGAGCGAGGAGACGCCCAAGGCCUACAUGUCGUGCGCCGUGGCUGGGAUGCCAAACUACUUCACAUUCCUCGGCCCGAACGCGCCCAUCGGCCACGGCUCCGUCUUCACCCUGAGCGAGCACAUCGCCAAGUACAUCGUGCGCAUCCUGAAGAAGUGCCAGACAGAACACAUCCGCGCCAUAGCUCCGACCCAGGGCGCCGUGGACGACUUCAACGAGCACAUCGAACACUUCAUGCCGCGCACAGCGUGGGGCGCACCGGGGAGGUCGUGGUUCAAGGCGGGCAAGGAGGACGGGCCCGUCGUCGCGCUGCACCCAGGGAGCAGGGUGCACUUCUUCCACAUGUUGGAGGGCCUGAGAGGCGAGGACUUUGAAUACGUUUAUGACUGCGAGGCGGGCGCCGCCGCCAAGGCGAAGCAGAACCGCUUCGCGUACCUGGGGAACGGGUUCUCGGUCAGAGAGCUGGACCAGUCGUUUGACUCCACCUGGUACCUGGACGAGUCGGCAGUCAUCUGA